Molecule: messenger RNA, 7393 nt
Organism: Formica exsecta
Lineage: Eukaryota; Metazoa; Arthropoda; Insecta; Hymenoptera; Formicidae
Gene: Pcf11
Biological process (GO): termination of RNA polymerase II transcription
Cellular component (GO): cytoplasm; mRNA cleavage factor complex
Molecular function (GO): mRNA binding; RNA polymerase II complex binding
Source: RefSeq, a predicted model, not a curated record
AGGUAUGUAGCUAUGUACGGUAGCCAUUUUACGCAUGGAGAUUUCGUUCGCGUAAGCAGUAUAGUAAUAGUGUACGCGCGUGAUUUUUCGACGAUACGUCGAAAUACGGUGCGUGUUUCAUCGUGCCGUGCCUGUGUUACACAAUGCGCUGAAAAAGGUAAUUAUCGUCGUGGAUCGGGCGGGUGUCGAUGUGCGUAAAAUCGCGCGUGCGAAAAUCGGACGGCGAUUUCGCGUGAAACGGGUGGGAGAGGAGGAGCGGCAUCGACAGUGAACGACGGCUCCAGAUGCGCACUGGACAUCUUGCACGAGUGUCGUGGUGCUCGUUAAUCAGGCGUAAAUUACGCAACGCGUAAUUCGAAACGUGCUCCGAAAAUUCCUCAUUUCUUCGGCAGUUCUUUUGCAUCGCGGGAGAGAGCGAGAGCGACAAGAGAGAUUUGAAUGCCUACUCUUGGCUUGAUCAAGAUCUUACUCGUUCAUUAGCAGCCUAUCAAAAUGGCAUCGACAAAGUCCAAAGAAGUUGCGGAUGAGUACAUCUCGUCCCUGUCCGAUCUUACAAUCAACAGUAAGCCGCUUAUCAACAUGCUCACCAUGUUGGCCGAAGAUAACAUUGAACAUGCAUCAGCGAUAGUGCAAGCUGUUGAGACUCAUCUACAAAAGGUGAGAAGUGACAUCAAGUUACCAGUACUCUAUCUCAUCGAUUCGAUUGUCAAGAAUGUAAAUGGAGACUAUCUGAAUCUCUUUACGCAAAAUAUAGUAAACACGUUCUGCGGUGUGUUUGAGAAGGUCGAUGAGAACACAAGAGCCAGCAUGUGGAAGUUGCGGCAAACGUGGAACGAUGUAUUUCCACCGAAAAAAUUAUUUUCAUUAGAUGUGCGGGUACAAAGUAUCGAUCCUGCAUGGCCAAUCACUGCCCCUCCUACUAAUAUCUCUUCAGGCUCCAUACACGUUAAUCCACGAUUUUUUUCCACAAUGCCUCAACAAACUACGACAUCAAUUGUCCCGCCUGUUAAAUUGCCAUCAGGGGAACCAGUAACAACAACAGAAGCAGCUAUGCGAGAGCAGUUGCUGAAAAAGCAACGAGAAUUGUUAGAAUUGCAAAAAAAGAAGAUUGAGCUAGAACUGUUGCAAGCUAAAGCGAGUUUAGAGCAACAGCAAAGGCAACUUGACAAACAAGCUGGCAGCUUGAAGGCAGAAGUGGUUAUACCCACUGCACAUGUCCCUCCAACUACAGAGGCCGCGGCACAGGGAAAACCUGUAGCACCUGUAAUACCAAAUCAAACGCCGAAACAAGUAGCAAAACAAUUCCCUGCAGCAGCUGCGUCACUUUUAAAGAAUGCAGGAGCAAACAGCGGUCCACGAAUUGCACCAGCUAGUAGUAUAGCAGUAGCGUCAGCUAAGCCAGUCUCACGAGAUCCACGUUUGAAACCCACUCCUGCUGUUCAGGAUGUGACAACAGUACCAACAAUAGAUCCACGACAACGACCGGGUACGACCAGUCCGAAAGAAUCACGGAGUGAAGGUCAAACGCAGCCAGUCGCAAAUACAAUUGUAACCUCAAACCAAUUAAAGCAGCAGUUACCUUCGAAAUCGGCUGUAACUAGCACUGUCAACAAGCCUCCGGCGAGUCCCGCCGGUUCCGAUAAUCCGACGUUAUUAAACGUUAUUAAUAACAAUCAUGCUGAUACGAAUCUGAACAAUAGUAAUAAUAAAACUUUUAGUGGUAAUAUAAAUAAAGAUGCUGUCUCGCAUCGAACAAGUCAAAAGAAAGACCCUCGAUUGACUAGUAAUAGUAGUGGUAACCUAAACAGCUCCAAAAUCGGUCAAGGUUUAUCGGUUUGCAAUAAUAGUUCGUCUUCAAUAUUGUCAGCGAGCAAUCGAGGAAGUGGAGGUGGUGACUCCAACAAGUCGAAAGACUCGAAGAGCUCGAACUCGUUACGCGGUUCUUCGUCUUCGACAGCCGAUAAAUCUUCCACUUCCUCUAAAUCCUCGCAUAGGAAAGUAGGGAAUAAGUCGCGAUCUAAACAGCCGCAGAUCUGUCCAAGUAAGAUUCAGAAAGUCGACAGAGACUCUAGUCCAGUUAGGUCAAAAUCUCGUGAGAAAGACAACGGAGACAGUUCACCGUCCUCACGUACUUCUCCACAAUCCUCCUUCCAAGCCUCUAAAAACCGCAAGAAGAAUACAAAAUCCAGAAAACGUAGUCCAAGUCCCCCAUAUAGAAUUCCCAGGCGUAAUGAUAUAAAAUCGAGUUCAAGUUUGAGCAGUUCUGGUGGUGUUACUGAGGAGGAGCAAUCUGGUUCGCUGAUAGUAUCUCCUCCUCAUCCACCAGCAUUCAAAGAAAUCAGACCGAAUGCUAGACAGAGAAAUUAUGUAAGACGAAAUAAAGAUGACAGUCUUAGUCCGGAACGUUCCCCAGCCAGUGCUGGAAAUGCUCAAAUCGCUGCCGAGCCAACAUUGGAAUCCUCUAGUAAAGAUGAAGAUCUCAGAGCAUCACUGUCUCUACCUGGCACUACUGUUUCCAUACCCGAAAAGAGUGACUACAAUGUUUGCCUCGUCUCUGGUAGCAAUUGCAAGACUAUAGCAGAAGAGGAUUUAGAUCUACGAGUAUUACCACCUGUUAACACUAGUAAAAGACGCAGCGAAGAUAUAGAAUCAUCUCCAGCUAAGAAAACUAAGGCUGAAAAGUUUGAUGCACUAUUUGGUAAUGAAGACGUAGAUCUGCGUACACUGACCCAUCCUAAAGCCGGUCGUCCUCCGACGCCUCCACCGCCCGUAAUUUCCGGGGAGGACGGGAAAGAUAGCUGGGCGAAGUUGAAAACGCCACCAAAAAAUGAGAGAGAUAAGCAAGUUAACAACGCCGAUGAUAAACGCGAGAGGGAUCGUAACAGGGACAGACUGGGUCGUCUCAGGCUCUAUAACAAGCUUCCGGAUGAUCCUAAAGAGAGAAGAAGAACAUUAUCGAACGAAGAACAAGAUGCCAGAUCAGGGCGUCGAGGUCGGGAGAAUGAUAAGCCUGAGAGAAACGACGAUAGAAAUAUCGAAAUUAUAAUGAAGCAAGCCGCUGAACAAUUAAACCAAGGAUCGAUUACUAAAACGCAAUAUAACACCUUGAUACAGGAAGUGUUGCACAUGAGCGAGGAUCGAAAAUUGCGAGCCGCACAGCGUAAAGAGAAAGAAGGUGGCACUGUAAUAUGGGAGAAAGGUAUUAAUAUGGAUAUCGUGUCCGGUACCGGAGAUCGCACUGCGACAUUCAGUCCGUCCAACGACAAGGAGAUGAUACGGAACAAGGAGCAUCCGAUACCGCGAAAUCCUAAUGGCCCGAGAUGGCAGAAUCAGCCGUGGCAACAACCGUGGGCACAUCCACCGGGACCACCGUAUGGCGGACCGCAAGGACACUUUAAUCCGGACAUAAGACCGAUUGGGCCUUGGCAAAAUCCGCGACACUUUGGACCGAUGAGACCAGAUUACCAGUAUCACGGCGGCUUCAAUCACAAUAUGGGACCCAAUCCGCGGUUAGGACCCGGUAUGAUGGGUGGUCCGAUAGGUCCUAACGGUCCGAUCAUGUCGAAUCUUUUGCCAAACGGUCCGAUGGGACCGAUGGGACCCAUGCCAAAUUCUCCUAUGGCAAUGGGAUGUCAUCCCGCGAUGAUGAUGAACAACGGGCCAAUGACGAAUCUCAUGACGAAUUCAAAUAUACCACCUUUAGCAUCUGGUAGAAAUUUAUCGCCGAACGCAUCCACUAAAUACGACCACGAUGAUAACGAUCAAAGUUACGGCGGCACAACGGUGAAAAACUCGGGAUCGCAUAGUCGUGAAUUGCCGCCACCAGAUCAAAAAUUGUUGACCGAGAUAGCGAGAGAUACCAUGAAAUCCAUAAACAUCGACAAUAUACCGCGUGAAAUUCGAUAUUACGGACAGACAGGUGUAGUGUUCAUGAAUUGGGACGAUCCGCGAGAGAUCGGUUUCCAGGACGGCAUAAGAAGAAUAUUAAUCGACGACAAAGACACUAUUACAUGUGCAUUUAACGACCAAUACAAGGAGUUUAUGUACGAGGGAGAAAUCCAUAGAAUCAAACUAGGUGCACCUACUCGUGAAUUGUACGUCGACGAUCGUUGGUACGAGUGUUACUUCGGCGGUAUGCCCAUAACGAUCGAACUCGGCGGUAAAACAGUUAGUGUAAAACUGGAGGGUCCUCCUCCACAAGUCAAGAUCGGUACCGUGAAGAGAACGGAUCUCGUGGUAGCGAAAAUUAAUCUUAUCAUCAACGCGCGAAAUAUGGUGCCAGUAUUUUUGGACGCGAAACCGCAAAUAUUUGAAAUUGAGGGAAAACCUCAUACGCUGGAAUUUACAGAUGCGUUGCAAACGGUUCUUCUGAAUGGACGACCGUUCAAAGUCGAAUUUGGGGGAUUACCUAAGCCUAUUAUUGUCAGAGACAAAAAGCAUUUCAUCAGGUUUUCAGUGUUACCCAGAGGCGUCCGUGCUGGUCAUGUUAAGAUCACUGGAAUGAAAGGUGAGAGUCCUACUGAGUCGCCACCAACGACGGCUCAAAAACCGAAAGUGGAUGCUGCACCUACACCAAGCCAAUUGCCGGUUGUAGAACACGAAUCUACGUCACAAGAUGGUUCAGAUUUCACCUCGACUUCAAAACCAGAUUUGCAAUUAGAUAUAUUGUCGUCAGUUUUACCAUCAGCAAUGGCGCCGUCAUCCGGUUUAUCUUAUGAAGCCGAACCCGUGGAAAAUCCGCCAGCACCAGCACCGACAUUGCCGCUGAACAUGAAUGAAUUGUUCCAAAGACUGGUCGAAACUGGCAUUGUUCCCAGUCUCAUGGAACAAAAGAAACAGGAGGAAGAAGAAAAGAAAGAAUCCGAAAUUAGUCCAGUCUCCUUCGAUAAACCAGAGACUCUUAAAAUCAAACAACCAGCUAUCGCCGCAGCAUUGUACAGCGGUAUGCAAUGCAGCUCCUGCGGUGCAAGAUUUGCACCUGAAUUGGCUACUCGAUAUAGCCACCAUUUAGAUUGGCAUUUCAGACAAAACAGGCGCGAACGAGACUCCGCAAGAAAAGCGCAUUCUCGGCCAUGGUAUUACGAUAUUAGUGAUUGGAUACAGUUCGAAGAAAUUGAAGAUUUGGAGGAUAGAGUUCAAAGUUGGUUCGAGACUGAAAAACAGACGGCGGAAACGGAAGGCAUGGCUACUGAUGACACGCCUCAGGAAACAUUGCAGCCCAGCGUACCGACUGGCAGCGACGAAGAUUCACGAUGCCAGGUAUGCCACGACGCAUUCGAACAGUUUUAUAACGAGGAAAAAGAAGAGUGGCAUUUGAGACCAGCAGUUAAUUAUGAAAAAAGGAAUUAUCAUCCACUCUGUCUGGAAGAUUACAAGGAAAAAAGUCUAGUGAGAGCAUUGGAAAAAACUGCCUUGGCACUUGAGGAGGCAGUCUCGGAAAUCGAGGAAGGUAAAAUAGAGUGUUCCGAAGAAAAGCCCGGAGAUGAAUUUAAACAGGAGAAAUCCAAUGUAGAAAUGUCGAAUAAGGAACUUGAACUUACGGAAAAUUUAGAACAAAUAGAAGAAAGUCCCUUAGAGACUGCUACAUUGGAAACUAAAGAAAAACCUGCUGAUAUAGAGAAUUCUGAAAUUACGCAAGACGAAACAGAAGAUAAAGAAAAGACGGAAGAUGCCGAAGAAAGUACAGUUACAGCAGACACUGAGGUAAACGCGCCUAUGAUGAAUGAAGAAGAGAAAUCUCCGGGCGAAGGUGUAAUCACACCGUUCGAAAAUAUUAAGAUUAAAGAGGAGCCAUUGGACGACAUUGGUGAAGAAGAUAAUAGCGAAAUGUUCGCUUUCCUGGAUAAACUGGAUCACCAGAUUAAAGAGGAACCUAUGGAUCCUGAACCCGAACCCGAACUAGAUCCCGAACAAAUUGUGAAUGAAUCGGGUACCGUAGAUACGACAUACGCUGCAGUGAAAAGUUCCAUUGAUGGAAAUGUAGAAUUAGACUCGACACCAGCACUUGUACCAGCAGCUCCAUCGCGGAUUAAGAUCAAUAUCACUAAACCACUUAACAGUAAUAAAGAAUCGGAGGUCGAGACGCCUGUAGAGGAAAAUGCGGAACAACCGUUAGUACCAGCUUCUAUUAAACCCAGUUUACAGGGUAGAAAGCUAUCAAAUUUACCUCCUGUGGAGAAAGGGCAGGAGUUGUCGGGACUCUGCUCUAUUAUGUAAAUAAUAUGUGUACAAAACUUCAUCAAGUAAGUUUCUAUGAAUUCAAAUGAUACAAGUGUAUAAAGUGCUAGAUUUACAUUUAGAUCAUAAGAUGUAUUUCUAAGCUUAUUUAUACCUUGUACAUCGUAAUUUUGUGCAACUUGUACGACAUGAUAAUAUCAUCCUUAUACAAUGUUUUUCAAUCUUUGUUUAAUACACUGGUAUUUUAUCUUUGUAAGAUAUUUUGUAAUAUCUUACAAAGACAAAAUAGCAAUGUAUUAGACAUUAUACCAAUAUCUUGGUGUUUCUGUGUAAAGGUUCUGUCUAAAUUUAUUGAUAAUUGAUCUGUAAACAAAUUUAAAUUAACUUUGCAAAUUAGUUUAAAUUUAUUAUAUAGAUUUUAUGCACGAUUUACUUAGAAAUACGAUAAAAGAUCCUUUACUUUUAUAUAAUUAGUACCGGAAUAAACGUUACGUCGUACAAGUUAAAAAUGUGUAAAAUGCGUGUAAGUACGUGUGAGUGUACCUUAAGUAUUAACAUUUUGAUGAAUGCAAAAAGAAAAAGAAGCGCAGAACUGUAUAUAUUUUAUGUAAUUUAGAAAGAUAUAGUAGAGCAUUCCCGCGCGAGUGAGUGUAUUUUAAGUAAAAUCGUGUUUUGUGAUGGGAGAAUUAUUGCAAAUUUGAUAAUUUAUGCUCACUGAAAACUUCAAGUAUACCAUUUAUACUUGUGUAAAAGUUUGAUGAUGAUUUGCACUCUGGAAACUUCAAGUACAAUUGUACUUGUACGAAACACGACAAACCCUUAAAAACGAAUACACCCAAUAAGUUCGUUAUACGAAAUAACGAUUGCCUGAUUCAUUUUAAGAUGUACAAAUAAUGUGAUAGAUGAGUUGUAAAAUAUAUACACAAAUCACCAACGGAAAAACAAUGACGACGAUACUGGAUAAGGAAAAUGACUACUAUUACUCUAUUAGAGAACAUUAUUUUGUUGUAUAAAAGAAGACUUAUUUACUACAGGUUUGACUUCCUUUUUAAUUAACCUUUCUACAAUAUCCUUUAUGAUACUUAUAAUUUCAAAACUAUAUUUAAGGCCUGAAUUUGAAUUCGUAAGACACUUCAAACACAAUAAAGACAUUAAUAAAAAGUUAAUCUUUUGUUGUUAUAAUGUCUUCAUAUUCAAUAAACUAUGCAUUCAAGAU